Molecule: messenger RNA, 2617 nt
Organism: Chara braunii
Lineage: Eukaryota; Viridiplantae; Streptophyta; Charophyceae; Charales; Characeae
Source: the annotation of a GenBank genome assembly
GUAGCUAUCUCUGGGUGGCUAUGGCGUUGCAUGGGUAUAGACCCUGCUAUUGGUACCACCAGAUUUGAUGGAAGCCUAUGUCCGGGGAGGGGCCCUGGAUUACGACCAUACUCAAUUAUGAUGGGGGUGACGAGCUAAGACUGAGGAUCAACAUGGAGGGAGGAAAGGAGGAGGAGACGCGGACUGAUGGGAGGCUACAGGAUGCUAUCACUGAGACGAAAGACCGUGUGGAGAGGCGUUGCAGGAGGGACGGCGUGACGACGAAAAUGCAGGUAACGGUCUCAUAUCAUGAGACCGAGACCUCGAUGGAGACGGCGGACAAGGAGCAGCCUCACCUGGAACGAGACUCAGGUGGGGAGAGUAAAAUGAGCGAGGCGGAGCACUGGGAGACGGACCUCAGGUCCUGGAUCAGACCAGGCGAGAUCCAGAGACAUCACUGGGCUGCAAAGCCGGUGGAGGAGGGACCUGAAGCCAGUUCACGGCAGCUGACGCCCAGAGGCCGAGGUUGUGAGUGUAUUGACUUGAGCAUGUUCACAAGAAAGGAAGGGUUGCCCAUAGAGGAAGGGGAGGCGGUGGAGAAUACGCCCCGAGUUGAUGGAUUUCUGGAUCAGGAAGAAGAUAUUCGUCUCCAUAUCAAUAAGUGGUCGCCGCGAGUGCCCAGCUGUGUAGGCUAUCUUAUUUGGCAAGCGCCGAGCGGAUAUGAAAGGAGGACCGAGCUAGUCCUCAAACCCUUUAAAGAAGAGGAUCCCUGGGGCGGUAAGGAUGUUCCGUGGAUGAUGGAAUUAGCGCUGGCCAGCUCGCAUAGCCUGGUGGAGGAUAUGAGGACGAUUGAGGAAGGACCUGGCCAGGUAGAACGGCAUGAGGACCUGAUGGGAGGAAUGUAUCUCCUCGUCAAUACGUUAUUGCAGGAAAGCCUAGACCAGUCAGGCUCGUUGAACCCAACAGGGAAUGUGGACGAAAUACCCGAGAGCCAGGACGACGAGUUCGAAGAAGGGGAAAUUAAGGAAGUUUUUUGUGCAGAGGAGUAUGACGGGAUCUACCUAGAGCUGGGGCUUCUUCUGUCAUGUGAAAUGCGGCUAAGAUAUGCGAGCGAUAGGGCUCAAAGGAUGCUGCAGCGCUACUUAGUGCGAGAUAGUCACCUUUUCGUGAGAAGGGAAGUGGGGAAUCUCAGGAGAGUCAUCUGCGGUAGGAAUCGUCAGAUCGACGUCGUAGCAGCGCUUCACGAUGGUAUUGCAGGAGGACAUCGAGGGGUACAAGCCACGUAUGCCAAGAUAAGUGAGCUGUACUACUGGGAUGGGAUGAUGAAUAUGGUCGGAAAGUUCUGCCGAUCUUGCGUACCUUGCCAGGAAAGAUCCCGUUUGAGGCAAGGAGAGCCGCUGCAUCCCAGGCUAGAGCGAGAGGUGGGGGCUGUAGUGCAUCUCGAUCUACUUUUUAUGCCACUUGGGGAUCAAGGCUAUAACUAUAUCUUCGAUGCGCGCGAUAACCUGUCUGGGUUCGUAGACAGGCGUGCUAUUCGCACAAAGACCGGGUCGGUCCUGGUGAGCUGCAUCGAGGAGUACUACCUGCGUUAUCCUUUCGUCAGAGAAUUCGUAAUGGACAGGGGAUCAGAAUUUACCUGCCAGGAGGUGCAAGAACAGUUAUCAAGACCAGAGAGCAGCCGGCAGGGAGAGCAGAGGCAGUCGGGACAGGGAUUGUCAGGACAGCCAUCUGCGACAGAGCCUCGCCAGGAGCCACCUAUGGGGAGGGUUAUCCUGGAGUCAGAGGAGGCGAGAGCACAGAGACAGGCGGAGAGAGAGGCGUUUGAGUUCAGAGCCCCUACCGAGCUCGCGACACUGCCAGUAGCAGGGGCGGGCCCAGUCGUACCUUUGGCAGUAGAGGAGGGGCUGCCACCAUGUAGCAGUGAGCCGGCUCAGGGCUCAGUAGAGGAAUCCAUGGGCGUGCUCCUUCAGGCGGUGCAUACUAUGCAGGAGGAGGUGCGUUUGUUUUCACCUGAGCAGAGGAUAGAGGAACCUCUUGAGAGAGAGAUGGGGAUUGAGGAGGAGGGUGCCAUCAAGGCCAGACUCCUGAGGAUAGGCACAGCUGAGUAUGGACCAGAGGAGAUUGAGGAGCAGCCCACGGCAGUGCCAGAGGCGACACUCGAGAGGAGGCCUCAGAGGUUGGACACGCCUGAGUACGUCCCAGCGACAGAGGAUUUGAGAGGCAGACUAGGAUCUUGGGCUACUGGAUCUGGGUCUGGUGGACCGGUUCCUGGGACAGAGCAGCAGGAGGUCGCUAGUACCGCAGCUCCUCAAGCAGAGCAACAGGAGGUUGUCAGUACCUUGAUGGGAUCUCCUUCAUCGCCACCUCCUCAGCCCAGGAAGAAGAAGUUCAAGAGAAACGUAGAUCAGCUAUGUUUUUACUGCAAAAGGGACGUGCAUCUGGCUUUGGACUGUCUCGAGUUUCUUGAGGAUAAGGCAGCAGGGAAGAUCUCAGAGGUAGGGGGUAAAAUGUAUGAUAGACAGCGUAGGAUAGUAGAGAAGUCCUCAGAUGGACUUAGGGCUCAGUUAUAUAGGCAAAACCAGGAGGAGUUGAGAAGGUAGGGCUCGGUUUUGUCUAUAUAAGUGAGCGAGCAUUUUGU